GUGUGAAAAUUUUUUUUGAAAUUUGAUAUACAGAGGUUGAGGUCGCUGAAUGCGAUUCAGAAUUUUAAAAUUUAAAAUGGAGGAUUUAAUAUGGCAGAGCUCAUAUAUUCGAAAAAUCCAGAAUUUUAUUAGACUUUGAUUCGCCGUAUUGGAUUCCCCAUUUUAAAUUCUUUAAAGCGGACAUCAAAAUCGUAAUCAGUGACCUUGAAAACUUUUCUACGUCAAGUAUAAGAAAAAAUUUGCAUUAUUUAUUUGCAAAGUAAAUGUGUAUGUCGCUAUAUAGCGCCAUCUAGACAUGUCAUUUUUCGCUAUAUGGACGGCUCAUCAAUGCUAAUGACGGAGUUAAUCAACGAAAAUAUAAACAUACGUACACAUGUCAUUAUGAGUGACAAAGAGUAUAUAACAAAAACUGUUAUUCAUGUUGGAACAAAAAAUAUUAAUUUUGUACCAGGAACAAAAGUUAUAUUUCACUUCAAAACUACAAAAUAUGAUUCUGACAAAACAUUGAUAGAUGACAGCAGGACAAUGGGAAAUCCAAUGGAACUUGUAUUAGGAAAAAAAUUUAAAUUGGAAGUAUGGGAAGCAAUUGUACAAAAGAUGGCAUUGAAUGAAGUUGCUUGUUUCAAAAUACAUAAAAGUCUAGUGACUGCAUAUCCUUUUGUCUCUAAAACAUUAAGAGAAGCUGGUAAACCACAAUCAGAAAAGCGUAAUCAUCAUUGUUGCGGUGUUACUCUUCAGAAUGAAGGCAUUGGUUACGCCGAUCUGAAUGAACUUAUAAAACAUCCUCAAGAUCUGGAAUUUACGAUAGAACUUGUUAAAGUGAUAUUGCCAGAUGAAUAUGAGAAAGAAUCAUGGCAAAUGACAGAGAAUGAAAAGCUUGAAAACAUUCCAUAUUUAAAGGAAAAGGGAAAUAUUUUAUUCAGAGAAAAUAAAUAUAACAGUGCAUCCGAAACAUAUGCAAAAGCUAUUGGAAUGUUGGAACAACUCAUGUUAGCUGAAAAACCAAAUGACAAAGAGUGGUCGUCUUUGAAUCAAAUGAAGAUACCAUUACUUUUAAAUUAUGCGCAAUGUAAACUUUUAAAUAAGGAAUAUUACUCAGUUAUUGAACAUUGUUCAACAGUUUUGAAAACAGAACCAGAUAAUGUGAAAGCGCUUUAUCGAAGAGGUAAAGCAUAUAUUGGUGCAUGGGAUGAAAAAAAUGCCGUUAAAGAUUUAAGGAGAGCUGCUGAAAUUGAUCCUUCUUUACAUAAUACUGUUGAAAAAGAAUUACAAAUAUUUACAGCAACCAUUAAAGAAAAAAAUAAUGCACAAAAAGAAAAAUUAUCAAAGAUGUUUAAAUAAAAUUAAAAUUUAGUUACACUAGUUACACUAAAUUUAUUACACACAGGAGUAACACUAAUUUUUAAAUAUAUGUUUCUAUUGAAUCAAUUUAAUCCCUGUUAAUUGGGCUUUUAUAUAUUUCUUGUAUAAAAUGAUU
Molecule: messenger RNA, 1477 nt
Organism: Camponotus floridanus (Florida carpenter ant)
Lineage: Eukaryota; Metazoa; Arthropoda; Insecta; Hymenoptera; Formicidae
Product: AH receptor-interacting protein
Exons: 7
Coding region: 313-1341 (342 amino acids)
Molecular function (GO): peptidyl-prolyl cis-trans isomerase activity; protein binding
Source: RefSeq, a predicted model, not a curated record